UGCAGCGCACUGCAAAAUAUCCUCAUUUUUCCCCAAUUUCCUCCCAUUUAUUUCACUUCUCUUCAGUGCACAGUGCUAGAUUGCCAAGUGAAGUUUCUGAUUUGUGUGCUUCCUGCGGAAAUUAAGGGUGUUCAAUGUGUGAAAGGUGAAAAAAUAUUUCCGAGAAUUUCGCGAGCGGAGAUGAAAAAGUGCGACUGAACGUAAGACAUGCGUUGAAUUCCGAGCGCGAGGCGCGCAAAUUGAAUUGAUUGAUAAAUCCGCAGUUGUGUUUGUGACCGCCUGGAGUUUUGUUUACAACUUUUUUCCACCACAACGCGAGAACCCCAUCAAAUUUGCACGGCUCCCGUGUAUCAAUUAGUGGCAAUUUAUGCGCCUUUUGUGCUCAUGAGUGUCAUUGAAGAUCCUCGAGCGAAGAGUGACACAAUGAGAGAUUAAUCGAGUUUCCCCAGCAACUUUGUGAUACAUCUUCUAAUUGGAUUUCCCGCCAAGGAUGCCAUCGCCGUCAACCACAGCAUCACCCAUGGAGGACUUUCCAGAAUAUCACAGUGUCCGGCAAACGGAUAGCAUGUCCAAUUUAAGCGAUAUGUCCGGCAACACGACAACACAGCAGAGCAAUCGCCCACGGAUGGACGUGGCGUGCGUUAUAGACACACAUCAAUCUGAGAAUCUGCAGCAUCGGAAGUCUGCGCUGGAGGAAAUUAAGCAAGCGUGCUCGCUGGUGAAUGCAAAUUUGCAGUAUAUUCAGUUUGAGAAGCUGGACUUUGGCGAGAUUAACGUGUUGGACACGUUCUACAAUGCUGAUGUCGCUGUUGUGGAUUUGAGCAUUCAAAUACAGCAGAGUGCGCUGUCUUAUCACUUGGGCGUCCGCGAGAGUUUCGGCAUGAAGGAGAAUAUUCUCAUGUACAAUGACACACAGACGGAGUCCACGCUGCGACUGAAGAUUUCCUGCGGAACGUACACCUUCUUGUCGUACAAGCUUCUGGAGGGUGAGGCAGGUAAUUCACCCGGGUCGUGUAUUGUGACGAACCCAACGAGCGGCAAAUUCACGGAAGACGCCCAGGAUCCGAAGCAGUCGCUGGUGCAGAGGGUGAAGAAGCUGCUGCAGGAUGUGGAGAUACAGUCGAAGGCGCACAUGAGGGAGAAAUUCCUCACGGACCUGCGGGUGGCGCGCGAGCAGUAUGCUGGGAAUGGUGAGGAGAUGGCGAAGGUGCUGCACAACAUGCGGAAGCGCCUGGACGACCCGAAUGUGGUGUCUGGCGAGGUGGUGCACAGCUACAUGUGCUCGCUGCGGGACAUUCAGGACUACGAUGCGAUGGUGCAGCUGGUGAACGACCUGAAGACGGUGCCCAACAAGCAGAAGUACAUCACCACGGGGAAUAUGAGCUGUCUGUAUGCCUUUGCGCUGAACCGGCGCAACAAGGAGGGCGACCGCGAGAAGGCGCUGAAGACGUGCGUGAAGGCGCUGGAGAAGAAAGAGAACCACUUCCCGGACAUGCUGUGCCUCUGUGGACGGAUAUACAAGGACAAGUUCGUGGAGUCCAGUCACACGGACAUCGACAGCCUACGGAAUGCCAUCAAGUGGUACAGGAGGAGCUUCGAGGUGCAGCCGAACGAGUACGCGGGCAUCAAUCUGGCCACGCUGCUUGUGAUCGAUGGCAAGGACUUCUCCAACACAGAAGAACUGCAGCACGUCGGCGUGGUGCUCAACAAUUUGAUUGGGAAGAAGGGCAGUCUGCCCUCGCUCACAGAGUACUGGGACGUGGCGACGUUCUUCGAGAUUUCCGUGCUGGCCGAGGACUAUGCCAAGGCAAUCCAGGCAGCUGAGUGCAUGUUCAAGCUGAAGCCGCCCAAUUGGUACUUGAAGUCCACCAUUGGCAAUAUUGCGCUCAUUGAUCGCUUCCGCAAGAAGUCCGAGGACUGCGACUCGAGUCUGGAGCAGCAAAUCUUCCAGUUCUGGAUGGAGUUCUUCAUUGAGGCGACAAAUAUGGAGCCGAACGAGAACAUUCGCUUCCCAAUACUCAUCCUCGAGCCGCAGAAGAUCUACAUGCCGAGCUACUUGAUUGUCAACAUGGGCGCGGAGGAGAAAUCGCUGCAAAUCAUCAAUAUCUGCUUGGCACACUCGAAGGGCACUUGCAAGAAGGUGCACGACUUCCUCUUCACCGCCAAUCAGAUCAAAUCCGUCAGCUUGUACAAGAGAGACGAGCGCUGUGCGUAUUUGUACGUGCACCACAACUCAGAUGACUUCCAGAUUUACUUCCCGUCCGUGCCGAGUCGACAGCGCUUCUAUGACAUGGUGCUGGAAAUGACGGUGGAUCAGGAGGUGUUUGUCGAUCUGUCAUUGGACACCAAUCAGAUCAAGUACGAAUACGACUUGGAUGAUCAGAACAGGAGGAUUCAGCUGGGAAAGGGCACUUAUGGCGUGGUUUAUGCGGCGCGCGACCUCAAUACUCAAGUUCGUAUUGCCAUCAAAGAGGUGCCUGAGAAAUUCUCACACGACGUCCAGCCUCUGCACGAGGAGAUCAAGCUCCACAGUCAGCUGAGGCAUCGGAACAUCGUGCAGUAUUUGGGCUCGGUGUCUGAGGACAACUUCUUCAAGAUAUUCAUGGAGCAGGUGCCCGGCGGCUCACUCUCGGCGCUGCUGCGCUCCAAGUGGGGUCCGCUCAAGGACAACGAGUCCACCAUUGCGUUCUACUCGAAGCAAAUCCUCGAGGGACUGAAGUAUCUGCACGACCAGAAGAUCGUGCACCGUGAUAUUAAGGGCGACAAUGUGCUGGUGAACACGUACAGCGGCGUGGUGAAGAUAUCCGACUUUGGCACGUCGAAGCGCCUGGCGGGAAUCAAUCCCGUGACGGAGACGUUCACGGGGACGCUGCAGUACAUGGCGCCGGAGGUGAUUGACCAGGGCGUGCGUGGCUACGGACCGGCGGCUGAUGUGUGGUCAUUUGGGUGCACAACAGUCGAGAUGGCGACGGGAAAGCCGCCGUUCAUCGAGCUGGGAUCGGCGCAGGCGGCGAUGUUCAAGGUGGGUUUCUACAAGAAACACCCCGAAAUACCCGAAGAACUCUCGUCCAUGGCGAAGAAAUUCAUCCUGCGAUGCUUCGAAGUGGAUGUGUUGAAGCGAGCAACAGCGGCUCAACUUCUGGAGGACCUUUUCCUCUCCGACAAACAUCGCAAGUCUGUUCGUGCGCCGGCAACUAAUGUCAUUGAGCUCUCGAGGAGCGUUUCAGUUCCAGCUGAGCGUCUGAUUUCAAAGAGUGUCUCACCGAAUAGCAGUCAAUCUUGCGCUACGCCUACAACACCUGAACUAGAUAGCUGUUUGUCAUCGACAAAAACAUCACCGUCGAAGACUCCACAUCACAAUCACUUGGCUCCUAUUCAAAUUUCACUGGCGACAACCAGUUUAAGUAGCAUCUCAAGUCCAACAAUUGAACUCGAAACUGAAUCAGACUCAAGUUCUUUCAGCUCAACCAGGCGAUCUUCCGGUGGACUCUUAUCUCCUGAGGUUGAAUUGUCCGGCUCGAGCACGAAGAGUGUCUCUGGAGAGACGAGUGAAAGCGAUGGUUUCUACAUGCUGAAGAAGGAUUCGCAGCGAAGAACGACUCUGUCCAAGGUGUUGAGCAAUGACGAGGAGAAGAUAUGCGAUGUGUGGAUGAACAAGCUUGUGAAAGAGCAUCAAGUUGAAAUUGUGAUUAAUAAGUCUCACCUGGAACUGAUGAUCAGAGCCUUGAGAUCAUAUAUCAUUGAGCAAAACAGGGAAUUCUUGGAGAAUGCCAUCAGUCAGUUGAAGAAGAACCUCGACUUUGACUCAACUGCCAUCGAUCAUCUGCAUUUGGCUCUGUAUUCAUUUCAAGACGCAGUCAUCAGCGUGCUGCGAUCGCACAGCAUUAAGCCUCACUGGAUGUUCGCUCUGGACAAUCUCGUGAAGAGUGCCGUGCAGGCGGGAAUUACAGUGCUGUCGCCGGAAUUGGGCGCCAAUUUGGCUGGUCAGAUUGACACGGGCGACGAUGACGAUGGCGAAGACAUGUCAACGUCCGGCGCCAGCACUGUGAACUCCACGAAGAUGAAGUCUUCCAAGAUGUCGCAGGAGAAGAAGUACAUCUCAGACGAGUACAGUCAGCUCAAGGCGGAGAAUGUGCGCCUCAUGCAGGAGCUCAUUGAAUCUCAGAGGACAUAUCAGACCUUCCUCAAGGGCGCCGUUGAGGAGCACCACGUGAAUCUGGAGGUGAUGCGGAACUUCCUCACGCAAGUCAGCACGACGGCGAACGUGAUGGAGAGGAGCAUUUCGCAGGGCUACUCGAGUGACUUGAGCGAGAAUGGGCGCCAAGCGAAGCUAAGCGCUGAUGACGAUGUGGACGGCAGGAGACUCACUCUGGGCAGGAAUUGCUCACACGGCAAGAGUGACUUCGGCCGAUCGAUCAGUAUGACGUCCAGUCGACGGAUAAAUUUCGCUCCUUCGCCUGUGGAUGUCGUGAAGAUGGACAGCAAACUCAAUGAGUGGCUGCUGAAGUACAGCAUUGACACACAAGCGAGAAAUGUGAUUCACGCAGAGGAGUUCUCGUACGAGGACUUUGUCUAUGGCCUGCAGAAGGAUGAUCUUCGACGCAUAGGAUUGAGAAUUGGAACGGAAGUGAGGAUUUGGAAUGCGCUGAAGAAUCACAGAGCGACGCAUCAGAGUGUCUCAGAAGAGGCGACAAAUCGCACCGAAAGCUCAAAUGCAGAUGGAUUGUUGGUGGCGAAAUCCAGCUCAAAUUCAAACUGCAACAGUUUUGACUCCAACAGCACGUCUUCGGAGAACGUCGAUUACGAUUCUUGCAAUGGUUUCGACGAGAAGAAUGAUUUUUAA
Messenger RNA from Phlebotomus argentipes, 4843 nucleotides. RefSeq names its product mitogen-activated protein kinase kinase kinase 15 (gene Ask1). The transcript has 12 exons. The record is from RefSeq and is a predicted model, not a curated record. Gene Ontology annotation, biological process: MAPK cascade; protein phosphorylation. NCBI's taxonomy places the organism in Eukaryota, Metazoa, Arthropoda, Insecta, Diptera, Psychodidae. Gene Ontology annotation, molecular function: protein kinase activity; ATP binding. Bases 491 to 4843 code for a protein of 1450 amino acids.